Messenger RNA from Prunus armeniaca (apricot), 351 nucleotides. NCBI's taxonomy places the organism in Eukaryota, Viridiplantae, Streptophyta, Magnoliopsida, Rosales, Rosaceae. The record is from the annotation of a GenBank genome assembly.
AUGGCUCCUGCAAGCAGAAGCUACCAUGUACAUGGCCUCAAAGUUGCAAUAAUCACUGUGGCUUCCAUCUUUUUGCUUACAAUUCUGCUUCCCAAAUCAGUGGAUUCUCUGCAUUCAAGCAACAACAGUGAGAGUGAUGAUGAUGAAUUCAGGCAAAGCAAAAUGGUUUUGGGUUCAAGGCCUCCUGGAUGUCAAAACAAGUGCUUGAAUUGCAGGCCUUGCAUUGCUACUCUGGUCAUCCCAGUUCACAAAACAAAGCGCUUCAGCUUGUCAUCUCAUGGAGAAGAAGAUGACAGCUAUUAUUUGCUCUCAUGGAAAUGCAGAUGUGGAAAUAAGCUAUUUCAACCUUGA